This is a messenger RNA of Zingiber officinale, 2305 nucleotides long. Its product is annotated as protein KINESIN LIGHT CHAIN-RELATED 1-like. Gene Ontology annotation, molecular function: protein binding. The transcript is spliced from 3 exons. The record is from RefSeq and is a predicted model, not a curated record. Lineage: Eukaryota; Viridiplantae; Streptophyta; Magnoliopsida; Zingiberales; Zingiberaceae. The coding region runs from base 232 to 2049 and encodes 605 amino acids.
AAGGGAAAUGGAAGAUUGAAACGGUACCAACUGAUCAAAUAAAUUUAAUUUGUGGUCAUUCGUUUCCUUCGUCUCUGCUCUCCAGUUCGCUUCUAUCAUCGGAAGCAAAGUUCGGUUGUCCCCAAAUCCCCAAAUCUUUACGCACAAUUGCCCCGCCCUUUGCCUUCCCCGCAACUUCGUUUCCUCCUCUACCGAAACCCUAGCCUCCGUUCUGCCCCCUUCGGCAUCACGAUGCCGGGCCUCGUCGCCCCUCCGGAAGUGACGCCUCUUCGGAUCGACAUCCCCGUUGACGACCAAGAUCCAGCUUCGGUGCCUAAGGCGCCAUCUCCGGUCCCCAAGAAAACGCCAUCCACGACUCCCACCUCCUCCCGUGCCAGGUCCGCCGAGCGCGGCUCCUCCUCCGCCGGCAAGCGCCGGAUGUCCCUCGGAAGGUCCAACUCUGCUGCUGCUGCGACUACUGAUCUAGUCCCGGCUACGAUGGACGAGACGGCACUGGAUAACCCGGAUCUGGGACCAUUCUUGUUGAAGCUAGCGCGCAGAUCGAUCGCGUCUGGGGAGGGGCCGAGCAAGGCGCUGGAGUGCGCAUUGCGGGCGUCGCAGUCGCUCGAGCGGUGCGGAGGGGACGAGCGGCAGCUGGAGUUGGCUAUGAGUUUGCACGUCGCGGCGGCGAUCUACAGCGGGAUGGGGCAGCACGAAGAGGCAGUGGCGGCGCUGGAGCGGGCGGUGGGGGCGACUGAUCCGGAGCGGGGUCCUGACCACGCGCUCGCUGCAUUUUCCGGCUACAUGCAGCUGGGAGACACCCACGCCGUGGCCGGGCGGAUGGAGCAGUCCAUCGCGUGCUACACCAAGGGGCUCCAGAUUCAGAUGGAUGCGCUCGGCGAAGCCGAUACAAGGGUCGCCGAGACCUGCAGGUACCUGGCGGAAGCUCACGUCCAAGCGAUGCAAUUCGACGAGGCCGAGAAGCUAUGCUACAAGACCCUAGAAAUCCACCAGCACAGCGCCCCGGGGUCCUUGGAGGAGGCUGCCGACCGUCGCCUCAUGGCUCUCAUAUGCGAGGCCAAGGGCGACCACGAGGCCGUUCUCGAUCACCUCGUCCUUGCUUCUAUGAUUCUCAUCUCCCACGCCCAGGACGUUGACGUGGCUGCCGUCGAUGUCGGUAUCGGAGACAGCCACGUCGCCCUUGGCCGAUUCGACGAGGCCAUCUUCUCCUAUCAGAAGGCCCUCACCAUCCUCAAGUCCACGAAGGGAGAGAAUCACCAGUCGGUCGCUUCUGUUGUUGUCCGCCUUGCCGGCCUGUACUUUAAGACCGGAAAGCUCCGCGAGUCGAAAUCCUACUGUGAGAACGCCCUGAAGAUCUACGCAAAGCCCCUGCGUGGUUCCUCUAACGAGGACCUUGCCGGAGGUAUGAUGGAAAUCGCGGCCAUUUAUGAAGCAAUGAGCGACCCGGAGGAGGCAUUGAAGCUGCUGCUUAAAGCACUCAAGCUUCUGGAGGAUGCACCUGGGCAAUGGAGGACGGUGGCAGGGAUCGAGGCCCAGAUGGGAGUAAUAUAUUACAUGGUUGGGCAGUACAACGAGGCAAAGAGCUCAUUCGAAAGUUCUGUGUCCAAGUUAAGGACAAGCACAGAGAGGAAAUCAGCCUUCUUUGGAGUUUUGCUGAACCAAAUGGGCUUAGCGUCCCUGCAGUUGUUUAAGGUCGAUGAGGCAGCCACGCUUUUUGAGGAAGCAAGGGCAGUUUUGGAGAAGGAAUGUGGGACGUCCCACAAGGAUACCCUUGGGGUCUGUAGCAAUCUUUCUGCCACUUAUGAUGCCAUGGGAAGGGUGGAAGAAGCAAUUGAGCUUCUGGAAAGUGUGCUUAAGUUAAGGGAAGAGAAGCUCGGUACUGCAAAUCCUGAUUUGGACGACGAGAAGAAAAGGUUAGCCGAGCUUCUAAAAGAAGCAGGCCGGUCAAGAAACAAGAAACAAAAUCCUCUUGAAAACCUUUUGGUCACUAAUUCUCAGAGAGCGAAGGACGUUAGGAAGAAGUGGUCAGCCUUCGGGUUUAAAGGUUGAGAGAAAGCAAGCCCGUCAUUGGCUUCCCUUGUAAAUAAAAAUGCAUCGUAAAGGUUCAAUAGAGAAAUUUGGUGAUUCCUUAUUGUCUGGGACUCUUUUUUUUUUUUUUGCCUUUUUUGCUUUUCCAUUGCUUUCAUGUUUUAUUCAUUUUGCUCUUUUUAUCAUUUCUGGGAUAUACUUUAUUAUGUGAGAUGGGUGAAACUCUUGUUAUUAAAGACUCCUUUAGUGAUGAAUAAUUUUUGUUAAUUUUUUUUCA